CUCUCUCUCUCUCUCUGUCUCUACAAUGCGCCCCUCCUUCCUCACCUACGACAUCACCCUCUCGGUCGUGUGCGUCUCCCUCGCCCUCCUCGUCCUUUGCCUCUUCCUCCUCUGCAAAGCCAGAAACAGGCUCCCCCAACCCUCCGAUCCCGAAUCCCCCACCCCGUCUCACCGCCCAUGCGCCACACCAUGGCCCCUCCAAACCCUCCACUCCGCCACCCAAGCCUUCAGCUCCAACCGGGCCCUCGGCCACGGUCGUCUCGGCACCACCUACCGAGCCAUCCUACCUGAUGGCCUUGUUGUUGCCGUCAAGCGUGUUGACCCCCAGCUUGUGCUCGCUCGUGCAGGCCAUAGCUUCUCGGCCGAGAUCAAAUCCCUCUCUCGAGCCCACCACCCCCAUGUGGUGCCCAUCCUCGGCUAUUGUGAGGCACCGGGCGAGCGCCUCAUCGUGGCGGACUUCGCACCCCUGAAGAGCCUCGAAUUCCACAUCCACAGCAAUCAGGGCACAGCGCUGAGCUGGGCAACACGCGUCCGUGUGGCCUCCGAGGUGGCGCGCGGGUUGGACUAUUUGCACAACGGCACCGCUCCACCCAUUGUACAUCGUGCAGUAAGGCCCUCGAAUAUAGUGUUCGGAGCGGGCAUGGUCGCCAGGGUUUCCGACUACGGCCUCGCGCCGAUGUUUGGUGUGGAAAGCAAUGCAAAGGCCGGGUGCUGGUAUCGGGACGGGGAGGGGAUGGCGAGUAAGGCCGGCGACGUAUACGCGUUCGGGGUGAUUUUGAUAGAAUUGAUGAGUGGGAGGAGGUUAGAGAGAGAAGAGGUGAAGGAGUGGGCAUUGAGGUUGAUCAGGGAGGGGAUAGGGAGAGAGAUGGUUGAUGAGAGGCUGAGCGGCGAUGCUGAAUCUGAGGAAGUGGAGAGGAUGGGGAGGGUGGCGUUGGCGUGUGUGGGGAAUAGUAGGCAGUGCAGGCCUCCUAUCGGGCAGGUUGCUGCCAUUUUGAACGAUUUAUGGGAGAGGAGACAAAGGAUGGGUGAUGGUAGAAACAGAUAGCGGUGUUUUCCGGCAGCGGCGCUGCAUUUCGGGGAGCGGAGAGAUCAUUCCUUUUGUUUUUUUUUUUUUCCCCUUUUUUUUAAAUAUUCCAUACACAUAGAUCGGCCGUAUAACAUUGACUUAUUUGUUACUACAAAAGUAAAGUAUUGGUUUGAUCUCUAGAGGGGGGAGAGCCCCCUGCCUCGCCUGGAAGUCCAAAACCAUGCACCAUAUGUGCAUGUGAAAGAAAGAGAGGAGGAUCACGGUUUGUAAAUGGUAAGAUGUAAACAUUAUAACGUGAGAGAACAUAGAUUGACCUUAUAAGUUGUUCCCUUACAUUACAAGUUGUUGCCAUGUGUUCCGUCGAAAAGAUGGAAUGAAAAAAAUAAAUAAAUAAAAAUCUUUUUUUA
Molecule: messenger RNA, 1434 nt
Organism: Amborella trichopoda
Lineage: Eukaryota; Viridiplantae; Streptophyta; Magnoliopsida; Amborellales; Amborellaceae
Product: serine/threonine-protein kinase-like protein CCR2
Biological process (GO): protein phosphorylation
Molecular function (GO): ATP binding; protein kinase activity
Source: RefSeq, a predicted model, not a curated record